UCUGUUUAUUUGUGAGAGAAUGUUGAAAUAGGACAGUGCAAAAUGCUUCCAAUAUUUUCUUUUCUUUUUAUAUUGUUUGUUUUGACUUGCAAAGCGGGACACACUGAAGAGCGAAACCGGGGAGCUACACUUAAACCGAUUUCAACGUGUUGUGAUAUCCCAGAGUUAGGUGACGAUAAACAUUUAGCUGAGUGUUCUGUGCCUAAAUUGUCUGGACCCUGCAACGAUGUCCAAUGCGUAUUCGAAAAGUCUGGUUUUUUAGUGGACAAGUAUACGAUAAACAAGGAAGCUUACAAAAAGCAUUUGCAGAAAUGGCUUGAGAGCCACGAGGCAUGGAAGGAUGCGAUCGACAAAGCCAUCAAAGACUGCGUAGACCGUGACUUGAGGCAGUACCUAGAUUACCCCUGCAAGGCCUACGACGUAUUUACUUGCACCGGUAUUGCAAUGCUUAAGAAAUGCCCUAAAGAGUUCUGGAAAUGCUGAAGAGACGAAACUGUUUUAUAAUAUAAUUAUUAAAGUCAUCA
Molecule: messenger RNA, 524 nt
Organism: Pieris brassicae (large cabbage white)
Lineage: Eukaryota; Metazoa; Arthropoda; Insecta; Lepidoptera; Pieridae
Exons: 5
Coding region: 43-483 (146 amino acids)
Molecular function (GO): odorant binding
Source: RefSeq, a predicted model, not a curated record